AUGGUGGAGGAAUUCAAAAAGAUCAAAACAUCAGGAUGGAGCAAGCCACUAAAUAUAACCUCUUGUACUCAUCUCACUGAGGUAAAUAGUAGCUUUGCAGCCAUGGUCAGUGAGGCUGAAGUGCUGAAGGAACAUGUGGGCAUGGAAAUGUUAAUUGUCACCAUUCAAAUUGAGGUUACCAAGAACACAAAUGCAACUCUAGAGUUUGUCUGCUAUGAGUGCAUGGUUCAAGAGCAUCUAGUCAAGCUGGUUGGGUGGUGCCACACUGAAUGGGGUAACCCCAGCAAUCUGAAAGGUGGAGUUGAAUGGCUAGAGGCUCUUGCACAGGCAGUUUCAGAUAGGAAGUGCAAGUUUGUUUGA
This is a messenger RNA of Suillus subaureus, 360 nucleotides long. RefSeq lists its product as uncharacterized. The transcript has 3 exons. The record is from RefSeq and is a predicted model, not a curated record. Bases 1 to 360 code for a protein of 119 amino acids. NCBI's taxonomy places the organism in Eukaryota, Fungi, Basidiomycota, Agaricomycetes, Boletales, Suillaceae.